AUGAAAUCUCUCUCCAUUUCUAGGCUCCUCGCAGCCGGUUCCUUGGCCGCCGUCGCGUGCUCGGCCGCAACCCCCCAGAGGCCCCUCUCCGACGACGCCUCCGACGACCACCCCAUCCCUCUCGUCAUCUGGCACGGCCUUGGCGACUCGUACGAUGGCGAAGGCAUCAAGCAGGUGGGCGAGCUGGCCGAGGAGAUCAACCCAGGCACCUAUGUCUACACAGUCAAGAUCGGCACCGACCCCAACAGCGACCGGUCCGCCACCUUCUUCGGCAACGUGACGACGCAGCUCGAGCAGGUCUGCGAGGCCCUCGCCGCGCACCCCAUCCUGUCCACCGCCCCCGCCAUCGACGCCAUCGGCUUCUCUCAGGGCGGCCAGUUCCUCCGCGGCUACGUCGAGCGCUGCAACAACCCCCCCGUGCGCUCCCUCGUCACCUACGGCAGUCAGCACAACGGCAUCGUCGAGUUCAAGGCCUGCGGCGACUCCGACCUGCUCUGCAAGGGCGCCAUGGCCCUGCUCCGCUUCAACACCUGGUCCGGCUUCGUCCAGAACCGCCUCGUGCCCGCCCAGUACUACCGCGACCCCGACCCCGCCCAGUACGAGAAGUACCUCGAGUCGUCCAACUUCCUGGCCGACAUCAACAAUGAGCGCGAGCUCAAGAACGCCCGGUACAAGAAGAACCUCGCCAGCCUGGCCAACUUCGUCAUGGUCAUGUUCGAGGACGACACCACCGUCAUCCCCAAGGAGACGUCCUGGUUCGAGGAGGUCAACGGCACCGAGAGCCUGCCGCUGCGCGCCAGGGCCAUCUACAAGGAGGACUGGAUCGGCCUCCGGGAGCUGGACCGCAAGGGUGGCCUGCGCUUCCGCCAGGUCCCCGGCGAGCACAUGCGGCUGUCCCAGAAGAGCCUCAACAAGACCAUCCAGGAGUUCUUUGGCCCCUACAAGAAGCACUUCGAGGCCGAGGCGAAGCCCGCUUUCCUCAGCGAGGAGCUGUAA
This is a messenger RNA of Colletotrichum graminicola M1.001, 996 nucleotides long. RefSeq names its product palmitoyl protein thioesterase. The record is from RefSeq and is a predicted model, not a curated record. The transcript has a single exon. Lineage: Eukaryota; Fungi; Ascomycota; Sordariomycetes; Glomerellales; Glomerellaceae. The coding region runs from base 1 to 996 and encodes 331 amino acids. Gene Ontology annotation, molecular function: palmitoyl hydrolase activity; thiolester hydrolase activity. Gene Ontology annotation, cellular component: lysosome.